UAUCUGACUUGUCUCUCGACCAAUCAGAAUGUGCCAUGGAAGAAGGCGGUAGGCACCGAUUCAGUGAAAACAGAGGGGGCGAAGCUUAACUGACAGGCGGUCCUAGCGAUCCAAGUAGCUGUGACUGGCAGCCAAACUGUAGUCAUGUGUGGAAUCUUUGCCUAUCUCAACUACCAUGUGCCAAGGACUCGCCGUGAGAUCCUUGAGAUCCUCCUCAAAGGUCUGCACCGACUGGAGUACAGAGGCUACGACUCAGCUGGUGUGGGAAUUGAUUCCGGCAAUGGCAAAGACUGGGAGACAAACGCCAAGUCCAUCCAACUGAUCAAGCAACGGGGUAAAGUGAAGAUGCUUGAUGAGGAGAUCAAUAAGCAGCAGGAUAUCGACCUGGAUGUGGAGUUUGAUGUUCAUCUCGGCAUUGCUCACACCCGUUGGGCCACCCACGGUGCACCAAGCCCAGUUAACAGCCAUCCUCAUCGAUCUGACAAGACCAAUGAGUUCAUUGUCAUUCACAAUGGAAUCAUCACCAAUUACAAAGACCUGAGGAAAUUCUUGGAGAGUAAAGGCUACGAGUUUGAGUCAGAGACUGACACAGAGACCAUUGCCAAGCUGGUUAAAUACAUGUUUGACAACCGAGAGGAUAAUGACAUCAGUUUCGCCACACUGGUGGAACGGGUGACCCAGCAGCUGGAGGGUGCUUUUGCCCUGGUCUUCAAAAGUGUCCACUACCCCGGCGAGGCAGUUGGCACAAGGAGGGGAAGUCCACUGCUGAUGGGAGUUAGGAGUGAUCACAAGCUGUCUUCAGAUCAUAUUCCUGUGCUCUACCGCUCCUCUGCUAAAGAAAAGAAGAGCUGCACUGCCCUAUCCAGGACUGACCAGGACACCUGCUUGUUCCCUGUGGACGAGAAAGCUGUAGAGUACUACUUUGCCUCGGAUGCAAGCGCAGUGAUCGAGCACACAAACCGAGUGAUCUUCCUGGAGGACGACGAUGUGGCUGCCGUGGUAGAAGGUCGUCUGUCCAUCCACAGGAUCAAGCGUACGGCCGGAGACUAUCCAGCCCGCGCCAUCCAGACCCUGCAGAUGGAGCUACAGCAGAUCAUGAAAGGCAACUACAGCUCCUUCAUGCAGAAGGAGAUCUUUGAGCAGCCAGAGUCUGUGGUCAAUACCAUGAGGGGGAGAAUCAACUUUGACAACAACACAGUGACACUGGGUGGACUGAAGGACCACAUCAAAGAGAUCCAGAGGUGUCGGCGACUCAUCCUUAUUGCCUGCGGGACCAGCUACCAUGCUGGCGUAGCGACCCGCCAGGUCCUGGAGGAGCUAACCGAGCUGCCUGUCAUGGUGGAGCUGGCCAGUGACUUCCUGGACAGGAACACCCCCGUCUUCCGAGACGACGUCUGCUUCUUCAUCAGCCAGUCAGGGGAGACAGCUGACACCCUCAUGGCCCUGCGCUACUGUAAGGAGAGAGGAGCUCUGACUGUGGGCGUCACCAACACAGUGGGCAGCUCCAUCUCUAGGGAGACCGACUGCGGUGUCCACAUCAAUGCCGGGCCUGAGAUCGGCGUAGCCAGCACCAAGGCGUACACCAGCCAGUUUGUGGCCCUGAUCAUGUUUGCACUCUUGAUGUGCGAUGACAGGAUUUCCAUGCAGCCCAGACGCCGAGAGAUAAUCCAGGGCCUGAGAGUGCUUCCAGAUCUGAUUAAAGAAGUCCUCGGUUUGGAUGAUGAGAUCCAAAAGUUGGCGACAGAGCUGUACGAGCAGAAGAGUGUUCUGAUCAUGGGCAGAGGAUACCACUAUGCUACCUGCCUGGAGGGAGCACUGAAAAUCAAGGAGAUCACAUACAUGCAUUCAGAGGGCAUCCUGGCUGGAGAGCUGAAACACGGUCCCCUGGCCCUGGUGGAUAAACUCAUGCCAGUCAUCAUGAUCAUCAUGAGAGACCACACCUACGUCAAAUGUCAGAACGCUCUGCAGCAAAUUGUUGCCCGCCAGGGCCGCCCCAUCGUGAUCUGUGACAAAGACGAUUAUGAGAGCGCCAAGAACUCCAGCCGCACCAUCAAAGUGCCUCACUGUAUGGACUGCCUGCAGGGUGUCCUGAGCGUCAUCCCGCUGCAGCUGCUGUCCUUCCACCUGGCUGUCCUCCGAGGUUACGACGUGGAUUGCCCAAGAAACCUGGCUAAGUCUGUGACCGUGGAGUGAGCCGCAACUUUCAUCGCUUAACAAAAGCUUGGCUGGCGGACGCACAUUCAAACUCGUACAGACGGCGAGGGAGCGCCUGUAUGCAGAAACCAAGAGGAAACAAUGUCUCGUGCUAUUUUUAUUGCAAUGUUUUACUCAACAGUUGUGUAUCUCACUGUUGUAUAGUAUCUGUAUCUCACUGUAUUUUCUCCCCCAGAAACCUUUGGCAUCAUUGUUAGAUUACUGUUAGAGAAGCGGUUUUGUCCGUGGUGGUGAAGUCUGGGCUGGGAACUGAUCGCUUCAUUACGCUCGGGAUUUGUGAAGCAGUAGCAACUGACAGUUACCGUUUGGGUUUUUUUGCAUUCACGCUCGACACUUGUGAGAAAGCCCUCCAUGUUUAUUUGUGCUGAUUAGCAUCACUGCUGGUAAAGCUGUUAACUGACAGAAGUUGGAUUAUAAAGACCUUUCUGGCUCUUUUUUUCUUUUCUUAUUUUAGUGCAAUAAUUUCUAGUUUGGAUAUUUUGUCUUUGGCAGCUAAUCGUUUGAAGUGUCUUUACUCCACAGUGGAAGUAAACGACCGCCUUAAAUCAUUCCAAGCCACGGGUCAUCGCUUCUUCGUAAUUGCAGCGCAGUUUGCCAGUUUUGACUCAGUUUCUCUCUUGGACUUCCUUCUGAGAACACACUUACUUACUGCAGGAGCAACAUCACACGUUAAUCACAGAAAAGCUUACGAAUACACUGUGUAAAAUCGUCUUGGGUAGGUUACAAGAGCUUUGUUUCUUUGUAUAACCCUAGUGUUUCGGAUCGUGAACUCUAGUCUUGGUGGGCUCUGUUAACCCGAAUAAGCCUCGAUUUCCGAGACCCCUGCACCAGAGGGGGAGAGUUUGUUACAUACGGUUUCUGCUUUUACUUUAAAGCUAUUUGUGCGCAAUUUAGUUUUUUUGCCGAGUUAAGGUUACUUAGUCAAGUAGAAGUGUCACCCAGUUUCCAUCUCACACCUUGCCACCACGACUACCAAAGAAUUGGGACCAUUUGUAGCUUUUUCUUUUUUUUGUGGAACUUUCAUGUUGACGUUACUGAUUUAAAAUGUGAAUGUUAGUCAUUUGAAGUGUCCUGUCAAACCAAAUAUCUCUGCACUGGCUUUGGCAGUUGUAGACCAAAACAUAUAUAUUUUAUAUGUUCAUCCUAUAUUGUAGCUAAACGUGUACUGACGCUGGUAGAGUGUGUGGAAUAUAGAUGCUUUGAACACUACAGGAGUAUAUACAGUUUUCCUGCAGAUUCUUUUAGAUAUAAAUUCAGAUGCCAGCCGUGUGUGCGUGAUCCCAAAUGUGUUUCAAACGCAAAAAGAAGAGUGAUGUUGUACACACACACAGUUGUAUAGUGAAGAAAUAGGAGCUGCUGGUUUACUUUCCUUCAAGUCAAUCACAUUAGGUUUAAAUCUAUUUAUCUUGCUUUUGUAAUAGAGCCUUAACUUGACUUUGAAAAGGAUAAAUGCUGCACCUAAUCCUAGCAGCAUCUGUUGGAAGCCGUUACUGAGGGAGUGGGUCACUAUUUAUUAGUGGAACCGAUGCAAUAAAGUGUCAUGUACUUCC
Molecule: messenger RNA, 3764 nt
Organism: Cottoperca gobio
Lineage: Eukaryota; Metazoa; Chordata; Actinopteri; Perciformes; Bovichtidae
Product: glutamine--fructose-6-phosphate aminotransferase [isomerizing] 1
Exons: 19
Coding region: 145-2193 (682 amino acids)
Biological process (GO): carbohydrate derivative biosynthetic process; UDP-N-acetylglucosamine metabolic process; fructose 6-phosphate metabolic process
Molecular function (GO): L-glutamine:D-fructose-6-phosphate transaminase (isomerizing) activity; carbohydrate derivative binding
Source: RefSeq, a predicted model, not a curated record